UAUCGACGCCCUGCACAAAUCAUAUGGCCUGGCGCAAUUGCAGUAUUUAACGACUUUGGCAUUGCAAUUGGAAGCCUGCUCAGAUACGGCUUUUGGAACCUGGAUGGUGUCCACGGACUAAGAGCAUGGAGGCAUUACAUGCUUCUUUCCCUUCAUCCUAUUAUAAGUGAAGUAACAUUCCAUCUGAGCGGAAUUAAUACCCCCGAUGGUAUCGGCUGACACUCAGAGAGCAUAAUAUUGUUGAAGAACGAGUACGUGACAAUGCAGUGCCGCAAAAUAAAACGAGCAAGUUAAACCAGAUACUGGAAAGUUUGAAAGAGCCUCGAUUUUACUGUCUUACCCUCACUUGCUUCCUAAUUGAUUUGGUGAACGGUUGUGUGUCCAUAUUCAGCACAGCAGUUAUCAUCAAUUUCGGGUUUUCAGUAACGAUGGAAAUAGUAUACUGCUUCAUCUCGCAAUGCUUACUUUAAUAUGAUAUGCCUGCAUACUUUGGCUUGUCAGCAGUUUUUUGGGAUAUCGCAACAGUUUGUUUUAGUCAUCGGUUCAAUGAAAACAGCUACAUUGGUGUCUUGGGAAGCUUAACGUUUUUUACCGGUGUCGUUUUGCUUAUUGUGCUUCCAGUAGGCAGUGCACAGCUCGCAGGCACCUUAUUAACCAGCAUAAGCCCCGUAGCAAUGAUGAGCUCUGUAGCGAUUUCCAACAACACAAGCGGCUACACGAAAAAUGUGUUUACAAGGGAGCAUACUUUCCAGCCUAUUGCCUGAAUAGCUUUAUUAAACCGUUACUGAUGCGACAAGAAGAAGCUCCUCGAUACCGUAGUGGCAUGAUUGUUUACAUGGCGGGGAUGAUUAUUUCAGGUCUCCUGUUUCUUCACACACGUUGGACGUAUGUACGGGAAAACCGAAGGCGUAGUCACAUAGAAAGAGAAUAACCAACUUCCGCCACUAGUCCGAGAUACAUAGCAAGUCGAUCUCACAGAUAAACAGGAUAACGAUACAUGCUACAGUACAAGUGAUCUUCCCUUUAUAUAAAUGACA
Zychaea mexicana is the source of this 1037-nucleotide messenger RNA. RefSeq lists its product as uncharacterized. Lineage: Eukaryota; Fungi; Mucoromycota; Mucoromycetes; Mucorales; Lichtheimiaceae. Bases 477 to 764 code for a protein of 95 amino acids. The record is from RefSeq and is a predicted model, not a curated record. The transcript is spliced from 2 exons.